AAAGCCACGAAAUGGUAUACUUGGAGAUUGACCCACUUUCACUUUGUAAUAAUAAUACAAGUACAUCUGUCAGUGGAGUGCCCCUCAACGCACUUCAAAUUGAGAAGUUACACCGAGCACUCAAAUCUAGAUUCCCUACCCACAUUGGGCAAUGUGCAAUGUCUAUUAAGGAAAUUAAACAAGCAUGUCAGGAAAUAUUGCUAAAAGAACUUGAUGAACAAUGUAAGGAACUUUGCUUAAGAAAAAACCCUUCUGUGUUACGAAAUAAUGGUUUUGAUGACAUAGUUAAAUUCGAUUGGCUGAAUAUUGUAUACGAACUGCAGAAGAGAUGUCCAUUUCUUUUGAGUGUUUUAAAUACUGUCACAGCAAAAAAGAAAACACAGUCAGAGCUCGCACCUUGUAUUGGUAUGGCAUAUGCUAUAUUGAUGAUACAACGCAAUCAUGAGUUAAGUCUUGUUCAAAGGAUCAAUACCUUGAUCAUGGCAGAAGGAAAUGCAAAAAAACAGUUAUAUACCAGAUGCCAAAAGGUUGGAUUUGCAUUAUCACAUCAAAGCAAAGUCAAUUUGCUAGAUGAAAUUGGAGGUCAUUUUGCAGAUGAAGCAAUCACAAUGGUAAAGAAUGGUUGCAAGAUGCAAGGGACAGGUGACAACUGGGAUUUUCGAAUAUUAUGUCAUGAUAUGAGAAAGGAUCAUCAGAACAAAGAUAUGCAUUAUUUUGCAUCAAAUCUUCUUUUUGAACGAGUUCCUAUACCAGACAAUUUGUCCUUAUCUCCUAAACAUGAUAUUAAAACUUUGGAAAACAGUUCAUUUUUAUUAAGUGUUGCUGAAAGCAAAAAAUUAUUGGAAGAUUAUAAAGUUAUUAUAAGCAGGAUAUUGGUUCAAUAUCUGCCAGCUUUUGGUGCUUUCAAGACGAUUGUUCCAACCCAUAUUGACCAUGUAUACCAGGAUGAGAUGUCAAAACAAUCCGUAAUUGUUCCAUUACCUAUACAAAUGAAAGAUGAAAAGAGCUAUGCUGACACUGUUGACAUCCUAAGUUCAUAUGAAGAUGCAAUUGAAGAUAUUUAUUCCAGAGCUGGUGUGAUUCAGAAGCCCAAAAAGGACAAUCAGAUAAUUCUCCUGAAAACGGCAUUUCAUCUGGGCAUUCACGACCAGAGCAACCUGGAGCUCAUGUUACAAAGGAGGACAACACAGAUCAUAUGCAAGGCAUAUCAGUUCCAUUUGGUGGUGACCAAUUAA
Messenger RNA from Dendronephthya gigantea, 1235 nucleotides. RefSeq lists its product as uncharacterized. Lineage: Eukaryota; Metazoa; Cnidaria; Anthozoa; Malacalcyonacea; Nephtheidae. Bases 12 to 1235 code for a protein of 407 amino acids. The record is from RefSeq and is a predicted model, not a curated record. The transcript has 3 exons.